UCAAUCACCACCAUAGACUACCAUCAUCUAACAAUCCAGAAGAAGUUGUUGCCUGUGAAGGAUGCCUUCAGCUGCGAAUGCGAAGUCUGAAAAACCAGCUUCUUCGGAAGCUACGGACAAUUCACCGAUAAGACAAAUUAUGACUAUAAUCGAUCACAAAAUUCGUAAUUUAGAAAAAAGAAAGAGUAAACUAACAUCAUAUCGAGACCUGCAAAAAGCUGGGAAAGAAUUAAAAUCAGACCAGAAAGUAGCAGUUGCCAAGUAUGAUGAGGUAGCUCAGACUUUAGAGUUUGCGAGAGAUUUGGCAAAACAGGUUGCGGGCAUAGCAACUUCAGCAGAAAAAGAAGCUAAGAAACAAGCUAAAAAGGAUGCAUGGGUGCGUUAUACGGCAGAAACAAACAAAAUUCGUGAGGUACUGUUAAUAUUAGACUGUCUCGUGCAAAUGGGAAAUACAGAGGCAAGAGAUGAUUUUCUAAAUGGCACCAAUGGAGCAGUAAAGUUAACUGAAGAGGACAUCAAAAUCUUAGAUGAUUUGUAUCCUGAAGUAAAUCCAAAACAUGAACUAAAUGAAGAAGGUCAACCUGGAUUUCAUAUUUACACAAACAAGGCUGCUGAACACCUGUACUCCAUUAUAGAUGGCAAGCCUAAGGAAGUUCUGGGUACAACCUAUGCCCACAUAAAGGAAAUCAUUACUGCAAUACAUGAUUGUGGUUAUUUUGACAAAACAACCGAGAUUAUUUUAGUAAAUGAGGAAAAUCAGCAAGCUGUUCAGGAGGAAGUGCAGGAGGAGCAUCACAUCCCUGAAGCUGAGGAACAAGAGGUAGCUCAAGUGUAUCCCACCCCAGUGCCCAUUCCAGCCCCACCUGCCAGUGUUGUCCCAACUCCGGCAUACCCUCUCCGCCCAUUGCCUCCGAUCACUCUCCAAGAGGUGGAGCAUGCCUAUUUCUCUCAACAAUAUCCCCAGCAACGUCCAAUUUCAGAGGUAAUUGGAUCACAAAACUUCUUUUUUCUGCAAGAGUCUGAAAUAGACAGCCCCAUUGGCACUCCUCAGCCCCCACCAAUUAUGAAUCAACCUUCACCCCCUGGACCAAUUCCCACCCAGACAUUUACAAACCAGCACUUUGUUCCAUUAUCUGGUGGGCGAGUUGCUGAACCUGGGUCUAUACCUCUUCCACACCAGCCUCACUUCCCUCCGCACCCAGAUCAUGCAGCUUACCCCAUUCCGGGUCCACUACCGGCCCAUCCCCCGGCUGCCCUGGGUCCAAUUCCACAGCAGGUGCCCCAGGUAAUGCAGCACACUCCUCAAUUAGUACAACCAAUUCUCCCUGAACCCACACCAGUAGAGGAGAGAAAAGUUGAUACUCCGAUUGAAGAUAAAAAUGAUGAUGGAUCAAAGGAGAGCCAAAGCCCAGACCAUGAAGAAUCUGGUGAGCGUAAGACAAACCAAGGUGAGAAUCAAAACCGAUUUCGAAGAUAUGGCCGAGGCAGCGGGAGGGGGUCUUCAAAUGGAUACCGGGGUCGUGGGUCAUAUCAAAACAGACAAAAUAAUGAUGGAUAUCACAAUCGGCAUGGGGGAGAUUACCCAAAUAGAUCUAGCAAAGAUGGAUACCAGAAACAGUACAAUGAUGACUAUCAACCCAGGCAUGGCAAAAACUACCAAAACAGAGACUCCUACUACGGCAAUGGUGAUGCGAGUGACAAUCAUCAGAAUGAAAAUGGAGGACGAGAAAGAUAUAAUAAUGAUAACCAAAAUUACCAGUCUGGAUUUAAAAGCCGCGGGAGGGGCGCCCCCCGGGGAGGCUCUCGAGGAGCGUCGCGCGGUCCUCGCCCACAACAAUACAAUCGAAAAGCUGAACAUGUUGAAUAGGAUGUGUCACUGUAAAGUGUCACAAGUUUAACAACGCAAACAUACCAGUGGUUACGGCUUCGUAAUUACAAAUUUAAAGAUCUAAAUCAUUUGUGGAAGGCAAAUUUCACCGGCAACAACGUGCUAUGGAAACAACAGAGAUUAUGGUAUAAAAAAAAUAAAAGAAAAAAUAAUAAAAAAAAAGUAAAAUAAUAAAACUUGAAACUAAAUAAAAAAUAAGUUACUUGGAGUUAGAUGUAUGAUAUAUGCAAUUAUUGUAAGUUAUGUUAAUUCUAGUUUUUGUGUAGGAUUUAUGUCAUGCAAGUGACAAAAGUGACAUGGUAAAGGAGACUAAGAAAAUUUCUCCAGCCCAGGUCGCUGAGUACCUCAUGCGUGCCUCGUCCUCGUGAUAACUAUAAGUAUGGUACAUGAGAUGUGCACACAAUUAUCCCUUCUGGACCUUCUCUCAAAUCUCAUACACCUUUGUAUUUUGAAUAUAAUAAAAUGCUAAUUUAUAAUGUGUUA
This is a messenger RNA of Aricia agestis (brown argus), 2371 nucleotides long. RefSeq names its product caprin homolog (gene Capr). The transcript is spliced from 4 exons. NCBI's taxonomy places the organism in Eukaryota, Metazoa, Arthropoda, Insecta, Lepidoptera, Lycaenidae. Bases 62 to 1867 code for a protein of 601 amino acids. Gene Ontology annotation, cellular component: cytoplasm. Gene Ontology annotation, molecular function: RNA binding. The record is from RefSeq and is a predicted model, not a curated record.